AUGCAAGCAGCCUCCCCUGAGCUUCUGUUUAACAGAAGGUGUCAGUGAUCUUAACUAGCGUAUCUUCUUUGACUGUACGUAUUUCAUCUGAUUUCAUCCUUUUCUAGACUUCAUACAGAUAUACAUUGUAUAAAGGAUGGAUCAAUUUGCACAAGACUCCUGCAUUCCAUGCUGUGAAGAUCCAAGACCCUCGAGUCAUGCUACUGGUAGCACAAGUCAAGUUUACGUAAAAAAUCCACAAUUCUUACAUGUGGUGGCAAAGCCUCCUCAGAAAUGUUCAACUGUGGAGCUAGGAGUGCACAACUGUACCUCAAAGUGUGAACUAUGCAAGAAAUAUCUGAAAAAUAUCAAAAUUUUUAGGAGUACAACUAAAGAAAAAAGUCAUGAGAUAAAAAGUAUUUUAACCUGCAAGUCAUCUAGUGUCAUUUAUGUAAUAGAAUGCCAGAAGCCUGACUGCAAGAAACAAUAUGUGGGGAAGACAAGAAAUUCAUUAAAAAGCAGAUUUAGUACUCACAAGUCAGCCAUUUCACGUAAAAACCAUCUGCCUCUUUACGAGCAUUUCAACAGCAAUGGCCACAGCUUCGAAGAUUUAAAAAUUUUUCCAAUUGAACAACUUGAUGAUUUAGAAAUGUUGGAUAAAAGGGAAAUGUUUUGGAUAAAAGCUCUUGGCACACAAUAUCCUGAGGGACUCAAUUUGGAAACUUAUGAAUCAGAUUCUCCAAUCCCUAUCAAGAGAAGAAAAGAACUAAGUCUACCAGUAGAAGCUCAAGAGAAACUGGAUAAAUAUUAUGAAUCAAAAGAAGAAGCGAGAUUUACUAUAUCAACAGUGAAUGAAAAACUAAAAGAGCUGUCUUACCCUGGGAAUGAUCAACAGUUUCUGAACCAACUGAGAAAAAUGACUUCUAAGUUAACGUCCAAGAAGAUUCAUGAAAACAUUUAUAUUGGAAUAUUUGGAAAGACUGGGGCUGGAAAAAGUUCACUGAUAAACGCUCUUCUAAAUGAAAUUAAUUUGUUGCCCACAUCAGACACUAAAGCCUGUACAUCCUGCAUUGUGAAAGUAAAAGCUCAUGAAGAUUCAGUUAAUGAAAAAUACAAAGCAAAAAUUACGUUUAUCAGCAAAGAGGAGUGGAUUAAAGAUCUAAAGACUCUUGUUGAAAACUGUCAGAGUGACAAUGACCAGAGCAUGUCAGAUUCUGAUGAUGAAGAUCAAGAUGGGGAGGACAGCGAAGGUGAAAUGGCAAAAGAAAAACUAACAGCAGUGUAUGGAGAAGAAGGGCCAAGCAAAAGUUAUGAUGAAUUACUAAACAUUAAACUGGAAAUGCUUAGUUCUCCAAAGAAGACAAUUUCAGCAAAAUCAGUUAAAGAACUGUCUAAAGAUAUAAAUCAAUACAUCCGGAGUGAUAUGGAUGAAGAAACUAAGAGCUACUGGCCUCUGGUAAAGUCUGUUACUCUGUAUUUACCAAGACGUCAGAAUCUUCUCGAUAAUGUAGUACUGGUUGAUUUUCCUGGAACUGGAGAUACCAAUAAGGACAGGAAUGAAAUGUGGAAAAGGUAUUUAAACAAAUGCACCUCUGUCUGGAUUGUUAGUGAGAUCACACGGGCAGAAUCUGACCAAAAUGCAUCGAAAAUCCUAAAGAGUGUUUUAAAGCAUAUUGCUGGUGGAGGACAAUGCGAAAAUAUUACCAUCAUCUGCACCAAGACAGAUAUUGUUGGCAUUGAAAGUGAUGAUAUGGGAAAUGAACACCAUGGAGAAUCAAGUGAAAACAGCGAAAAUGACAGGAAGCGAGAAAAAAUACUAAAAAAAAAUAAGAAGGUGAAAACGAAUCUAACACGAAGUUGUGAGGACACAGCAAAGAAAAUGCUUGGCAAUGAAGCAACAGAUCAUAAGGAUUUCAUUAAAGUGUUCACUGUGAGUUCAAAGCAAUUCAGAAAUAAGAGAAAUCCAUUCCUGAGUGAAGAAGAAACAGAAUUUCCAGGGUUGGAAAAGCAUCUUUUGGAGUUUUAUGUUAACCAAAUAACGAAAGAUGUAGAAAACUAUGUUACUGAAGUAUCAGGAAUAACAUCCUUUCUUAAUGUCCCACAGAAAAACGCCAAACAAGAGGCUGUAAUCAAUAAGGUUUUCACUGAACUGUCUGGAUUUCUCAGUAAGGAACUGCAGAAACUGGAAGAUUUUUUUGUUAAAUAUUCUGAUAAGCUUGCAGUUGAACUGGAUAAAGGUGUAAAGACAGCAGCUAAACAGUGUCUGCAGAAUGCUGAAAAUAUUUUAAAGCCUAAAAACAAAAAAGACUAUCGUGGUUACCAUAAAACAGUAAAAGCUUUGGUCAGAAAUGAUGGGAUUUACAGAUCAAAAAAUGGAGAAAUCCAUGAUUUAAACAAUAAGUUGGCAUCACCCCUCUAUAAGUCUGUGGAUAUGACUAUUAUAAGCACUUUCCGGAUGCAACAAGCCACAAGGAAUACUAUUAAAGGGGCUCUGAAUUCACUUCAGUCUAAUGUCUUUGUUGAAUGUGACAAAAAUCAGAAAAAAAUUGCUCCAUUACGUCUUGUCUUUAUUAAAUCUCAGCUUAAAGGUGUAGUUGCAUCUUUGGAAAAAGGAAUAAUUGAUGGAAAGAAACGUUUGUACAAUUCUCUUGACUUAUCCAUUCAGAAAGAAUUGUUCCCUGUUUACAAAGAUGCCAGCAAUAUAACAGGUUCCAAAUUUAUGAUGAGGGUACAAACAAUGUUCACAGAAAGAUUGGACAAACUGAAAAAUCAAAUGUUUCAAAAUGCACAGAAAGAAAUGCUUCUUGAGCUUACAAAGUUGAAGGGCUAUGUCAUAAAUACUGUUAAACAUGAAAUGGAACAACAUUUAAAGCUGGCACUUUCUCAGUUUCCAGAAGGUCUUGAUUUGCCAGAUUUCCAGGAAGAAUUAAAGAAGGUGAAGAUCAUCUGCGAUGAUUUAGAGCUCAGGCUCUUCUACCAAAAACCCUAAACACUAUGAACCCUAAAUACUGUGAACUAUAUUUUUACACUAUCAAAAAUAUGUUGAAAUGCUGGCUUUGGAAUUUUUUAUUAUGCACUGUAUUUUGGCAGCUGUGUAUUUCAUAUACUGUGCUAAAAAAAAGAAAAGAAAAGGCCAAAUUUCCCUCUGGGGACAAAUAAAGUUCUAUCUAUCUAUCUAUCUAUCUAUCUAUCUAUCUAUCUAUCUAUCUAUCUAUCUAUCUAUCUAUCUAUCUAAUAUUUAUUUUUAUAUCAGAAACCAUUUAUGUACUCAAUACAAUUUUUUUAUUGAUAAAAUUGUUGUCUGAUGAUGGAAAGCAUAAUGAAGAUGAUUUAAAUAAAUGUUCAAAUUCACAAUAUUGAACUAUGAAUUAGCAAUAUUUUAUGAGUAGGACAUUUACAGACAAUUAAAGCAAUUUAAAACUGAACUGUUUGGCUUAGAUGGCUACCAUAAAGCUAACACUGAUUAUCAGUGCAUUUUAAUUAAAUUAACUCUUUUAUGGGCACCCCACAAUUUUAUUUUUAGCCACAUAUGACCAACAAAGUCUUAGUACAAGAAACAUUUUUUUUUUUUACUUUUUAGUGCAUUUUUUAAUAAAAUCCUCUCACUUAAAAAUCUUUUUAUAUAUAUUUUUUAGCCACCCUAAUGCCACACAGUCCUCGGCACGUUACAAAAACUUUGACUUGGGUGGGAAGGUGAUUUGUCAGAAAUGACAUUAGCGACAAAGUGGAGUCAAACAUACAAUCUUAAAGUGAAAUGUAACAUUCAUUCAUGUUCAUUUCUCAUCUGAAAAAAUCCUAAACAUGGGUGAAACCUUACACAUGUGAAGUACUGGAAAUGUGCGUUUUAUCUAUUGGAGAAUCAAACCUUCAGUCUUUCUUAAAAAAGCCCAACACCUUAUCCACUGAACCAAUAUUUUCAAAUCACUGAAAGGAGUAUUUUGCCAAAUUUCUAUAUAAAUGCUGAAAAAUUGGUAACAUU
This is a messenger RNA of Erpetoichthys calabaricus (reedfish), 3958 nucleotides long. RefSeq names its product nuclear GTPase SLIP-GC-like. The transcript is spliced from 19 exons. The coding region runs from base 137 to 2968 and encodes 943 amino acids. Lineage: Eukaryota; Metazoa; Chordata; Cladistia; Polypteriformes; Polypteridae. Gene Ontology annotation, molecular function: GTPase activity. The record is from RefSeq and is a predicted model, not a curated record.